Messenger RNA from Caenorhabditis bovis, 753 nucleotides. Lineage: Eukaryota; Metazoa; Nematoda; Chromadorea; Rhabditida; Rhabditidae. The record is from the annotation of a GenBank genome assembly.
AUGAUUCAACGCGGUUCUCUAGUAUUCGCCAUUUUGGCGGGUGUCGCCAACGCGUGCGUCUCGUCGGGCGUGUGCGGAUCGUCGUAUUGCGCGGCGCCGCCGGCCGUCGCCUGCUCGCCGUCCACCUGUCAGCCAGGCUACUCGUGCGGACAGUACGGUUGCGCGAGAAAUCGUGCAAGAAGUGCGUUGACGAAAAAAGUGGACGGAAUUUUCAUCGACGACACCAAAUUCGAGUCGUCGUCGUCCGACGGCGGCAAACUUCCUCGCCUCAAAUCGCGCAACAACAUUUUCGGCAUUCGUCGCGAGACCAACACCAACGCAAAUUUGCCGCCAAUCUAUGAGAAUGUCACACUAGCGCAAUACACGAAUCCGAAUUUCAUAUUCCGACAGUGCUGCGAACAACGCGGCCUUCCCGACGCGUGCCUCAACAAGUGCCAUUUCAACACCUACACCAAAGACGCGUUGCAAGGGAUGUACUUCAAAACCGACGGAUGCCCUCUUGAAGCCGCCGCCGACAUGCACUUCUGCGCCGCGCAGGGCCGCGAUCACACCCAGUGCUGCCUUCGCAAUGGUGUCACCACCACGCUCGCCGGCGCCAAAUGCCUCACGUUUUGCGAUCAGCGUCCCGAUCGCGUCACCAAAUUGGACUACUCGUAUGUGCCGUGCUACGAUCGCUUCGAGAACAUGAAGCAAUGCUUCUACAAUGAGAUAAAGCAGAAAGCCGUCGAGCAAUACGGGGCAACGCGUCGCUGA